AUGGCUUCAACAAUCAUCAAUGGCACACUGCAAGAGAAUUCACGGACGCUGGCGCCCACUUCAGUCGGUUCUCAGGUCCUUCUUAUGAGUGUUGUAUCGGUCGUGACAAUUCUCCUAUUCAAUAUCCUUCGUCCCAAAAACAAGAUUAUCUAUGAACCCAAAGUCAAAUAUCAUGAAGGCGCUAAGCCCCCUCCGCGCAUAUCAGACUCAUUAUUUGGCUGGCUACCGCCUCUAAUACAUACAAAAGAGCCAGAGCUGCUCGACAAAAUUGGUCUCGAUGCUGUCGCAUUUCUCCGCUUCCUCCGCCUAUUACGGUGGCUUUUUACUGCCAUUACCAUUCUCACCUGUGGAAUCCUCCUUCCAAUCAACGUCGUCUACAACCUCAGAAAUGUGAAAAGCACCAAACGAGACAUUCUCAGCAUGCUCACGAUCCGGGAUGUUUCUGGAACUUUCCUCUACGCUCACAUCGUCGUCACCUACCUCAUCACGUUUCUGAUCAUUGGUUUUGUUGAUGUCCAUUGGAAGGCUAUAAUUCAUCUUCGACACACCUGGUUCCGCUCUCCGGAAUACCUUCAGUCCUUUUAUGCUCGCACUUUGCAAGUCCGCCGCGUACCCAAGAAGCUCCAGAGCGAUGAGGGCCUCACUGCCAUAUUCCAGUCAGUAAAAGUCCCAUAUCCAACGACGAGCGUGCACAUCGGCAGAAAGGUCGGAAAACUUCCCGAGUUGAUUGAAUAUCACAAUCAGACUGUUCGAGAAUUCGAGGAGAUAUUGGUCAAAUAUUUGAAGGGUGGGAAAAUCAAGGCAAAGAGACCUACCAUCAGAACUGGUGCAACGUGUGGUAUUGGAGGGGUGAAGAGGGAUGCUAUCGACUUCUACACUGCCAAGCUUCAACGAACGGAAGCUGCCAUCGAAGAAUACCGCAAUCAAAUUGACACUCGCAAAGCCGAAAACUAUGGAUUUGCAAGCAUGGCUGCCGUUCCAUAUGCUCACGUUGUGGCUCAGAUGAUUGCUGGAAAACAUCCCAAAGGAACUCAAAUCACACUGGCUCCCAAUCCAAAGGACAUUAUCUGGAAUAAUAUGAACAAAACCGAUGUCGAGCUUGCUCGAAAUCGUACAAUUGGAUUUGCUUGGCUCGUUGCUGUCUGCUUCUUUAAUACUGUCCCCCUUUUGAUCAUAUCUGUUCUUGCCAAUCUGGAUUCGAUGAGGGCGUACGUAAGUUUCCUUGAACAAUGGUUUGAAUCAUCGCCAUUGUCAUUUGCUUUCAUUUCUGGUGUGCUUCCACCAGCCAUUUCCGGUCUCUUUGGUUUUUUCCUCCCCAUUAUCAUGCGUUGGUUGACAAAGUUCAUGGGUGCUCUCACCCAUUCGAAACUAGAUCGCGCUGUCGUCGCUCGAUACUUCUCGUUCCUAAUUAUCUCUCAGUUGAUCAUCUUCACGUUGCUCGGUGUUAUCUUCCAAUCUGUGACCCAGAUCAUCAAACAGAUUGGAAAAUCAAGUUUCAAAGAGAUCAUAGAUAAUCUCCAUGAAUUACCCGCAACUAUCCAUAGCACUUACAUCAAUCAAUCGUCAUACUGGCUCACCUUCUUCCCUCUUCGUGGUUUCCUUGCGAUCUUCGAUCUUGCCCAAAUCAUCAAUUUGGUGUGGCUUUCCUUCAAAACCCAUGUGUUUGGUCGCACACCUCGAGAUAUCCGAGAGUGGACUCAACCACCAGAAUUUCAAUAUGCUGUCUAUUAUUCAAACAUUCUUUUUAUGGGUGCUGUUGGCUUUGUUUUCGCGCCAUUGGCUCCCUUGGUUCCAUUGGCCGCAGCGAUUGUAUUUUGGAUGAACUCUUGGGUGUACAAAUACCAGUUAAUGUUCGUGUAUGUCUCAAAGGUUGAGAGUGGAGGGUUCCGUUACUUUACCCCCACCCAGGAGGAAAUCAAUCUCGCCAAGGUGUAUUCUGAACGCGCUGAUGCCAAAGGUAACAAACUACAGAAACGUUUUGGCCACCCUGCCCUGCACGCCGAGCUAUUCACGCCCAUGCUGCACAAGAAUAUGAUGCCUCUGCUCAGCGAAGUGUAUCAAGGAAAGAUUGGAAAUGAUAGUGCCAAAUUGGGUGAAUAUGGUGGUCAGACCAUGGAGGCACAGAUUGUGGCGGGUGGUAUUAAAAUUGCGGCCAUUGAUCAGCGCGACCUUGAAUACGAUCCUGCAUUGUACCAACGUGACCGUGGCGAACUCGAUUGGGAUCAACGUUCUAUUGCCACAACAGCGGCGUUCGAAAGCAGCUCAAAUCUUCAUGUUGCAAAUUCUCAGUACUACCCACACCCGGCGCAAGCAAUCAAUGGCUAUGAUAAGUACCUGGCUAUGGGACCUGGCUCUACAUCAACACACGAAAUCGAGCUUGCACCGAUGGAUUCCAUGGAAGAACCGCUUCUGAGCCCAGGAUCCCUCGCCAGUCACAAACAAGGAUUUGUCUCGCAGCAGUCCUUCAUGUCUUUGCCUCCGUCAGCCGCCCAAUCUCAAGCUACACUUAGGGAGGCCCCUCUGCACAGACCACAAGAUCGCGCCUAUUCGCCCAGUCCAGCUUAUAUGUCUACUGACAAUCUUGCUCAUGGUGUAUCGCCAAUCAGCCCUUAUCCCAACACUGCCGGGUCUGAUACAUCGCAUCAGUCUUACUUCAGUUCACAGCGGCAAUCCAGUGGUAAUAUACUUUCUGGGCAACAAAUUCGGACACCAUCCCCUGGUCCAAACGUCGCUAUGCAGUACCCUCCCCAGCAGCUGCAGCACGGUAGACAGUCAAGUGCUACUGUGCUUGCUGGCCAACAACCCCGAAAUGGGUCACCGACGCAAUAUCAGCGUUCCCAGUCGCCAGGACCUAAUCAAGCAUAUCCUCCACAGCAACACACGAGGCAAUCUAGUGGAAAUAUGUUAGCCGGCCGUGCAGCCUCUCCGGGCCCUUAUCAGGCUUAUAACCAACAACAGCAACAGCAACACGCACGACAGAUUAGCGGAAAUGUACUAGCCAAUGGUAGAUCAACGUCCCCUGGACCCUCUCAGGCUUACUCUGCGCAAUUACAGCAACAUGCUAGGCAAACGAGUGGAAACAUGCUGGCCGAUACCCGCUCUCGUUCACCUGGCCCUUACCAAUCAUACACCCCAACUCAACAACCGCAUUCAAGACAGAUGAGCGGAAAUCCAUUAGGCGAUUACCAACGUGCCCCGAGUACAUCACCCCAACAAGGAUAUUCUCAGCCACCUCCGGGACUUCAAGGAUCAGCACAUGCGCAAUACCAGCAGCAGCAACAGCAGUCGGGACAAACGCCUAACAACAAUAAUAUGGCGGGCCGCGGUGCGCAUCGCACACACCAGUAG
This is a messenger RNA of Psilocybe cubensis, 3348 nucleotides long. RefSeq lists its product as uncharacterized. NCBI's taxonomy places the organism in Eukaryota, Fungi, Basidiomycota, Agaricomycetes, Agaricales, Agrocybaceae. The transcript is spliced from 15 exons. The record is from RefSeq and is a predicted model, not a curated record. Gene Ontology annotation, molecular function: calcium-activated cation channel activity. The coding region runs from base 1 to 3348 and encodes 1115 amino acids. Gene Ontology annotation, cellular component: plasma membrane.